AUGGCGGUGGUGCUGCGUGCUGAGCUGAAGCUCAGAGACGGAGAGAAGCGAACCGUACAGACACAGACCAGGACUGGAAUCGAGACCGGGACUGGGGCCCUCCAGAACCCGGGCAUCCCAGCUCUGGUCUCAGCGCUCCGCGAGCUCUCCAAAUGCGUCUCAUGUUUACUCACAGAACUCGUGCAGCAGGAGCAAAGUCAAAGCGCAUGCGCAACAGAGCUGUGCAGAGGAGACGAGGAUGAAGAAGAUGAUGACGACGAUGAUGAUGAUGAUGAUGAUGAUGAUGACGAUGAACAUCCCUGUGAUUCUGAACCGCAGCCAAAACGAACUAAAACUAAACCACAGUGA
Knipowitschia caucasica is the source of this 348-nucleotide messenger RNA. The record is from the annotation of a GenBank genome assembly. NCBI's taxonomy places the organism in Eukaryota, Metazoa, Chordata, Actinopteri, Gobiiformes, Gobiidae.